Messenger RNA from Pelobates cultripes (western spadefoot toad), 351 nucleotides. Lineage: Eukaryota; Metazoa; Chordata; Amphibia; Anura; Pelobatidae. The record is from the annotation of a GenBank genome assembly.
AUGCGGGUGUCUAAGGUGGACACAGGUGUCAUCCUGGAGGAAGGAGAGUUGAAGGAUGACGGAGAGGACUCAGAAAUGCAAGUGGACCCUCGUGGAUCAGAUGCCAAUAUCAUUUCUCACCAGAAAUUGAUAAAGAGCCUCUUUGGCGAUGAUGACAAAGACUUCACCGAGGAAACUGAGAUCAUGCCGACUCUUGAGCCAUUACCAAGUAAUGAGGUCCCAGGACAUCAGUCUGUCUUUAUGAAUGAACCACAGCUUUCUGAUUUUAAGCAAGUUCUCCUGUGGGAGGGGAUUCAGGCUGUUUGGUGGCGUGGUUAUCUGCAACAAUAUGGUGGCUGUUCGGAGGACUGA